CAUUGCAAAAAUGAAAAAUCCAACGUAAGUAUCAAAGGAAGAACCUGGUGAGUUGAAAAAAAGUGAAAAACAGAGUCCCAAACACACUGUGGAAUUCGAAUUUGGGGAGUUUGCAAUGUUGAGAACCCUGUUGGCGGCACGCAGUUCUCUGAGAUCUUCCAGAAAGAUCCUAACUUCACUCUCUUCACCUCCUUUCAAAUGCUGGGCACCUUCUUACUCUUCGAAGCAGGGAAGCGACGAUGCGCACGAAACGGUGUCGUUUUUGUUGAAGGACACCGCCCUGCGUUCGAGGCCUCCGAGGUUGCUGGUUGUUCAGCCUCGACUUCGCCCCGACAGGCUCCUUCAGGCGAAGCUCAACGAAGCUCUGUGCCUCGCGAACUCGCUCGAAGAACAGAGAGAUGGGUACUUCCUCACCGAUUUCUUCGAUAAAGAGUUGCCGCCACACAUCGUUGUUCAAAACCCUUCCAUGAAAGGCCACAAGGCUCGUGCAGAUGCAUAUUUUGGUCCCGGAACAGUGCAUAACAUCAAAUGCCAUCUAAAUAAUGCAGAGUCCAAGGGUGAAGUGGAUGCUGUUUUUGUUAAUGCUAUACUGUCUGGGGUUCAGCAACGGAAUCUUGAGACGGCUUGGGAUAAACCUGUGCUCGAUCGUGUUGGUCUUAUAAUUGAGAUAUUCAAUGCUCAUGCCUUUACAAAAGAAGCAAAACUGCAGGCUGAACUUGCAGCUCUAACAUAUAAGAAGUCGAGACUUGUUCGUGUUCGUGGUCCAGGUGGACGCUAUACAUUUGGAGCUGCUGGAGAUGCUGAAGUUGUGAGCGCCAGGGGGAGAGGAAGUGGUGGACAAGGCUUUAUGAGUGGUGCUGGAGAAACUGAACUUCAGCUUCAGCGACGAAGAAUCUUAGAAAGGAGAAAUUAUCUAUUAUCACAAAUUGAGGAGGUUCGCCGUACCCGAGCAAUACAACGUGCUGGUCGCAAGAGGCAUGGAGGUUCAUUUGGACAAGGCUUAGCUACUGUUGCUGUUGUUGGGUAUACAAAUGCUGGGAAAUCUACACUAGUUAGUGAGCUAUCAAACAGUGAUCUCUACAGUGAUUGUCGAUUGUUUGCAACAGUGGAUCCUAGAUUAAGAAGUGCUGUUCUGCCUUCGGGGAGGAAAAUGCUUUUUAGCGACACAGUAGGAUUUAUAUCCGAUUUGCCUAUACAGUUGGUGGAAGCAUUUCAUGCAACUUUAGAAGAAGUGGUGGAAGCAGACCUGCUUGUGCAUGUGGUGGAUUCAAGUGCUCCCAAUCUUGAUGAGCAUCGGUCAACAGUUUUUCAAGUUCUUCAACAAAUAGGGGUAUCAGAAGAGAAGCUUCUGAAUAUGAUUGAAGUUUGGAAUAAGAUUGAUAUUGAAGAAGAGUGCACAGAUGCUGACGAAGCCGACAAAUAUCUUGAUGAAGAUGAAGAGUCUGAUGUAAAAUCCAUGGCAACAGAAUCUGAGACGGAUGUUUGCGAGCAAUCAAGGGGAGAAUAUGAGGCCAUGGAAGAAAAAGAAAACUACUCUGAUGGUUGGUUAUACGACGAGGAUACUAUGGUCGACGAAAGUGAUUUCUGUUCGCCUUCAAAUGCAGAUGACCAACAAAAUGAGCAGCCUAACAAGAACAAGAUCUCGGAAACAGAUAGCUUGAUAGGACAGAACGGUCCACACGUCAAAACAUCUGCGGUGACCGGAGUUGGUCUACAAGAGUUGCUAGAACUAAUAGAUGAGAAACUAAGUGCACAGGAUGAUGAGAAGUUGAAGGGUGCAAAAAUGGUGGAAAGAAAUAUCUUUGAAAGAAAGUGGAGACCCUCACAUACACAGGAGGAUUCUACCAUAGCAGCUGAACAAUAGGAUACUAUAGCAUGCUCCAUCCUCAGUCAUCAAUCAUGAAUGUAGUUUGUUUUAAUGAAGAGAAGAGCAAACAUGUUUUCCUUCAUUCAUAGUGUGUUGAACUGAUUUUCUGCCUAAAUGAAUGAAUGAGUGUAUUACAUACAAUCAGAAAUAAUCAUGUACCUGUUGGACAGAUUGUUGCAUAGAAA
This is a messenger RNA of Arachis ipaensis, 2052 nucleotides long. Its product is annotated as GTP-binding protein, HflX. Gene Ontology annotation, molecular function: GTP binding; ribosome binding. The record is from RefSeq and is a predicted model, not a curated record. NCBI's taxonomy places the organism in Eukaryota, Viridiplantae, Streptophyta, Magnoliopsida, Fabales, Fabaceae. Gene Ontology annotation, cellular component: cytoplasm.